AUGACUUCAACAAUUUUAUCAACACUUCGCGAAUUCGAUUAUAGGGACGAAAAAAAAUUAAGAUCAUAUUUCGAUGAUAUCAUGAGUAGAAUGCCAGUAGAUGAUGAUCAAUAUUUGAGCGAAGUCGUCAAUGCACUUAUUGACGUAAAGUUUAUGUGUACAGAUACCAUUGAUCAUCCAUUGUUCGUCAGUAUGCGAAAUAUAUUUAUCGAGACUAUUAAAAAAUCUGCCAAUGAUUAUGAAUUGUCAAGCCGUAUAGGCCAACUAUUUACUCAAAUAAUGAAAAAUGUCACGGACGAAAAUAUCCAUCUCGUCCGACAGUUGUUCGCAGAACAGAAUCUAGCUGACUGCUCAGUUAAGUCUCUGCAGAAUUUAUUACCGACAUCAAAUAACAACUUGAUUGGAAGCAUCGAAUAUAUGAUUGAUGCAUAUCAAACAUUUCAAGAAGAUCGUCCAACUGUUCAGAAUGAUCCGAUUCUUUUGAUUCUAAUAAUGCCCAUCUUUGAGUUCAUUAAAUCAGCAGAAUAUAGAAAUUCAUUUAUGCAAUUAUCGAUUAAUCACGAUGAACUUACACGCUAUCAAAAGCUCAUACUUGUCACUUGUCCGAAGUAUAUUGUUUCACAUUGGGGUCAACAUCACGAAGAAAUAACAUCUAGAACAGCGCAAUAUAUGUUAAAUCAAACGACAGAAAUUUUCAAACACUUUUUACCAUCGAUUGAUGAUUGGAAAGAGCCAAUUAUUUGGUGUACUUUCUGGUUGAUCUUACUCUGUCAAAAUUGUGCAAACGAACGUCUUCUGUCCGUUUACAGUGCAGAACACGAGAAAAUUCUUGAAUGUGUACUCGAGAUUAUUCAAGGAAAAGAAUUAUGGCAGCUUGCCUGUCAGAAUUCAACAUCAUCAGAGAAACGGCAAAAACGAGCAGGUCAACUUUUCUGCUAUGCUACAUUGUACAUAUACACAAUGUCAUUUUUGCCCGAGCUAAGCGAUAAACUCAAAGAGAAUAAUACCGUACCAUUGUUAAUGAAACUUACUGAAGUCAAUUUUGAUAAAACUCAAUUGCAUGCUUAUCGAGCACUAGCUGUCAUUCUCACAGACAAUGAUAUUAAACAAUUGGCAAAUCCAGCACGGGUCACAAAUGUAUUUGUUUUCUACUUGAAGAAGUCUAUCGAUGGAAUUGGACUAAACCAGCGCUUGGAAAAUUCUCGUCUCAGCUUGAAAAUUCUUAUGCAACAUGAGCAGAUCAAAGACGAAUUUGUUAAACAUACAGAUGGUAUUCCUCUUCUUCUUCGAUGCGCAACAGAAACACGAUUUGAUGGUACAAAAAUUCAGUUAAGUGCACUUAAAAUUCUCAUGUCCUUAACUUUCAAUAGUGAAGGCAAAUCCUUGCUUCUGAAAAAUGACAACUUUAUUCAGUAUCUGAAAACAUUGGUUGCAUCUUCAAAACCACCUGAUUUACAGAAAGUGGCCAAUGGUAUCCUCUGGCGACUCUUUCCAAAGUAUGAGAAACAUGAAUCGAACUUCAAAUACGAUGCCAUGAUAUCAUAUGCUCAUAAAGAUAAAGAAGUGUGCCAUCGAAUUUAUAAGACUUUAGCUGCCGAUAAUUUUCGUAUAUGGAUCGAUCUCGAACAAAUGCACGGUACAAUAAUGCAAGUAAUGGCAGAAGCUGUUGAACAGUCGAAUUACGUUAUAGUAUGCAUGAGUGAUAAUUACAUUGUAAGUCCAUAUUGUCAAGCUGAAGCACAAUAUGCAUUUGAACAGCGACGUAUCCUUAUCCCACUUCGAGUACAGGCUGGCUACAAACCGCAAGGAUGGCUAGGGUUUUUAUUGUCAGGUCGAAUGUACAUAGAUUUUAUGAAAACUAAUUUUAAUACUGCCUAUGCUCAACUGCUAUCGGAAUUUCGUCUGAAUCAACUCGAUAAGAAACAGAAUACAACGUUCGUUAACCACUCAAAUGUUAGCGAAUCACCAGCAGUGAUAGAUGAACGCAUCACCUACUCAUACUCAAAUGAUGUGCUUCAGCGGACUCCAGCCGACGUUCACAAUUUCCUACUUGACAAACAACUGAAUCAAAUGGUGCCUGUAUGUCAGCAAAUGGAUGAACGAAAAUUAACAGAAUUAUACAGGCUGUGUCAUGUCAAUAGUCCAGUACUGUUGCAGACACUUCGCUCGGAAACGAAGGGAUUACAUUCUACUACGCUAUCGACGAAUAUCUAUUUGACAUUUAUUCAUGAAAUGAAAAAUUUAAUACCGGAAGAGAUCAGUAAUAAAGCAGUACAACAAUCCGUAGCUUGUACACUGUUAUAA
Molecule: messenger RNA, 2304 nt
Organism: Rotaria socialis
Lineage: Eukaryota; Metazoa; Rotifera; Eurotatoria; Philodinida; Philodinidae
Source: the annotation of a GenBank genome assembly